GUCCACUCUGCAAAGAACUAAGACCUCCAGGGUUCCAGUUUGCUGGGCCAGGUGAUAUUUUCUGGAUAAUACAAAGGGUUGUAACUCAAAGCAAGGAUUCUCCAGAUUUUCUUCUCUUCUCUGGAUUCCUCAGAAGGACUUGAUCCUGCCCUGGUCACAGCAGGGCCCAGACUCUGGAGCCAGGCGCUUGAGAAGCACAUAUGAAUAAGGUGUGUCCAUAGCCUGCAAGAAGCUUCCGCCUGAUGACUCUUCAAAUCAAUAUUGAAACAAAACCCACACAGGCAAGACCCCAUCCACAAAUCUGCAGUCCUGCAGGUAUACUCCAAAACCUGGGCAAAAAAAAAACAAACCAGAACUAUCUGAGCCAGUAGCUGAAGCCAAUAUGUAAGUCAGACUUUGGGAAAAGGAGUGGCUGGCGUGAAGGUUCUGCCAGGGUUUGCCUGCUCCUCGGGGACAUCUGGCUUUCUGGUGGUGCCACCUGGCGCCCCCUGACGAGCUAUAAUUGCUGCGCUGAGUCCUGUUGCUGCCAUUCUCGUGGCGGAGGCAUCUGGGGUUCCAGGCGGGCAGCAGCUGCAGGCUGAUUGCCUGGCUCGCGGGAUGGACUGGCCAUACAACCUGCUGUUCCUUCUCACCAUUUCCAUCUUCCUGGGGCUGGGCCAGCCCAGGAACCCCAAAGGCAAGAGAAAGGGGCCAGGGCGGCCUGGGACCCUGGCCCCUGGGCCUCACCAGUUGCCGCUGGACCUGGUGUCCCGGGCAAAGCCCUAUGCCCGCAUGGAGGAAUAUGAGAGGAACCUGGCGGAGAUGGUGGCCCAGCUGAGGAACAGCUCCGAGCCGGCCAGGAGGAAGUGUGAGGUCAACCUGCAGCUGUGGCUGUCCAACAAGAGGAGCCUGUCACCCUGGGGCUACAGCAUCAACCAUGACCCCAGCCGCAUUCCUGCAGACCUGCCGGAGGCGCGGUGCUUGUGUCUGGGCUGCGUGAACCCCUUCACCAUGCAGGAGGACCGCAGCAUGGUGAGCGUGCCCGUGUUCAGCCAGGUGCCUGUGCGUCGCCGCCUCUGCCCGCUGCCGCCACGCACCGGGCCCUGCCGCCAGCGCGCGGUCAUGGAGACCAUCGCCGUGGGCUGCACCUGCAUCUUCUGAGACAGCCCUCCCCGCACCCCCUUGCCGAGCAAGGCGAUGAAAAGUAAAGGCUGUCUUUUGUAAAGCAA
Cervus elaphus (red deer) is the source of this 1208-nucleotide messenger RNA. RefSeq names its product interleukin 17B (gene IL17B). The record is from RefSeq and is a predicted model, not a curated record. Gene Ontology annotation, biological process: inflammatory response. The coding region runs from base 598 to 1140 and encodes 180 amino acids. NCBI's taxonomy places the organism in Eukaryota, Metazoa, Chordata, Mammalia, Artiodactyla, Cervidae. The transcript is spliced from 7 exons. Gene Ontology annotation, cellular component: extracellular region. Gene Ontology annotation, molecular function: cytokine activity.